GAUUCUCUGAUUUUGAUAGUCUAAUUGAUCAGUUUUUGUGGUGAGCAAUAUUGUUCGUCGCUGUAGUCACGAUCUGAGAUUUCUGGAAUCUGCAAAUUUCUGUUUCCGGCGAUUUACAGAGAGAGAGUGAGCUGGAAAUAGGUACCGCAGUAGAUGGCGAUUUUAUAUGCGUUGGUGGCUCGUGGAACGGUGGUGUUAUCGGAGUUUAGCGCGACUUCGACCAACGCGAGCUCAAUCGCGAAGCAGAUUUUGGAGAAGCUGCCGGGAAACGAUGACGAUAGCCACGUGUCCUACUCUCAGGACCGGUACGUCUUCCACGUCAAGCGAACCGAUGGCCUUACCGUCCUCUGUAUGGCCGAUGAAACCGCCGGAAGGAACAUUCCGUUUGCGUUUCUGGAAGAUAUUCACCAGAGAUUUGUGAAAACAUAUGGCCGUGCAAUUCAUUCAGCUCAAGCUUAUUCCAUGAAUGAUGAUUUUUCAAGAGUUGUGAGUCAGCAAAUGGAAUUCUAUUCCAAUGAUCCAAAUGCAGACAGGAUGAGCAGAAUCAAAGGGGAAAUGAGUCAGGUUAGAAACGUGAUGAUUGAGAAUAUUGAUAAAGUCUUGGAUAGAGGUGAGCGUUUGGAGUUGCUAGUUGAUAAAACGGCAAAUAUGCAAGGGAACACUUUUCGUUUCAGAAAGCAAGCUCGCCGUUUCAGAAGCGUAAUGUGGUGGAGAAAUGUCAAACUUACGAUUGCUCUGAUACUUACACUCUCAGUGGUUGUAUACAUUGCGAUGGCCUUUGUUUGCCACGGUCCAAGUCUUCCUUCUUGUUUCAAGUAAGAAGACAAUCUCUUAAUUGCACCUUUCCCUUCAUCAGAUUCUGCUUCAAUUUUGUAAUUUGUGAUAUGCGUUGUGUAAAAUGUGUGUUUUUAUAUUCUUUUUCAAGUAUCAGUUUCUGUAUUUGCUUUGAUUUAGAGGAUCGAUCGUUAUGAUAUUUCACUGUUAAUAUUCACCCCCUUCUGUCUGCAAUGCAAUAUUCUGUACGCUGAUAAUGUGAUACAUUUAUA
This is a messenger RNA of Eutrema salsugineum, 1046 nucleotides long. Its product is annotated as vesicle-associated membrane protein 713. Lineage: Eukaryota; Viridiplantae; Streptophyta; Magnoliopsida; Brassicales; Brassicaceae. Gene Ontology annotation, biological process: vesicle-mediated transport. Gene Ontology annotation, cellular component: membrane. The coding region runs from base 154 to 819 and encodes 221 amino acids. The transcript has 4 exons. The record is from RefSeq and is a predicted model, not a curated record.